CCUCCGCCAUGUGCCCUGGUGCUGCUGCCGGUGGACAGGAGGCGGGACAGGCCCGGGAGAGGUUCCCCCCGGGAAGGAGAUACUGGGUGGCAGCUCCCUGAGGAGAACCGGCCAUCUUGUCCCUGAGGAGGUGCUGGGCAGUACCAGGUCCAGGCCUUAGAUGGGACCGGUCUGUUGGAUCUGUGCAGUAAACGUGAAAGUCGGCGAUUCAUAAUUGUUUUCCCAAAUCUAUAUUCCUACCGUGUCAUUCUGUGCUGCUCAGGAGAAAGUGAACUGAACGCUAUCGCCUUUUCUUUGCCCUGUACUGAGCCCUCCAGGUCUCAGGCCCACGUGGAACAGUGUCAAGAGUACAUCCGUCUUUGAUGGUUAUUCAGAAUUAAUUCUCAUGUCAGCAGAAAGCCCAACCAUCACAGUCCGCCUUGUUCGCUCUUUUGAACACCGGAACUUCAGACCCGUGGUGUAUCAUGGAGUUAACUUGGAUCAGACAGUAAAGCAGUUCAUGAAUUUUGUGCGGAAGGAUGUGCCUUCAAGAACAGGACUUCCUCCUCCUUUCAAAAAUUACAAGUAUGAUACAAUGAAGAUUAUUCACCAAGCACACAAAUCUAAGACUGGUGAACUUAUAGUGAGUUUGGAAGAUGAUGACAAACUGAUUUUGAAAGAAGACAGUACGCUGAAAGCAGCUGGAGUAGCAAAUGAGACCGAAUUAGCAUUCUUCUGUGAGGAAGAUUACAGAAACUACAAAGCUAAUCCUGUUUCAGCCUGGUGAAGAUCCCAAGAGACUGUUUUGUUUUCCCAUACCUGUUGUAAAUUUUCCUUAUUCUGCUUAAUGAGAUUUUUCUUAAAGAUCAAUAAAUCCUAGAGGAUUGCUUUGCAAA
Messenger RNA from Calidris pugnax (ruff), 875 nucleotides. RefSeq names its product chromosome unknown open reading frame, human C2orf76. The transcript has 6 exons. The record is from RefSeq and is a predicted model, not a curated record. Lineage: Eukaryota; Metazoa; Chordata; Aves; Charadriiformes; Scolopacidae. The coding region runs from base 386 to 766 and encodes 126 amino acids.